Molecule: messenger RNA, 3981 nt
Organism: Osmerus eperlanus (European smelt)
Lineage: Eukaryota; Metazoa; Chordata; Actinopteri; Osmeriformes; Osmeridae
Gene: frmd4bb
Product: FERM domain containing 4Bb
Exons: 24
Coding region: 188-3124 (978 amino acids)
Biological process (GO): establishment of epithelial cell polarity
Cellular component (GO): adherens junction; cytoskeleton; bicellular tight junction
Source: RefSeq, a predicted model, not a curated record
GCAAGCGUGUGCUCGUACGGGAUCACGGACCAGAGACACAGAGACAGUUUACCAGCUCUCCUAAGAAGAAUAAAAGACACGCAAUACAAAAAUAUGAAUGAAUUACAUGGGUUCUAAUAUGUUGGGGGAGACCAACCCUAUAGAUUGAAGAGCUGAGCCGAACAAUAAGGAAACGCCCAUAUUAAAGAUGACGGAGGGCAGACUGUGCCAGGUGCAUCUCCUUGAUGACAGGAAGUUGGAGCUGCUGGUUCAGCCCAAGCUGUUGUCACGAGAGCUCCUAGAUUUGGUGUCCUCCCACUUUAACCUCAAAGAGAAGGAAUACUUUGGCCUAACAUUUACUGAUGACACUGGUCAGUGUAAAUGGUUGCAACUAGACCGUAGAGUUUUAGACCAUGACUUAUCCAAGAAGAAUGGACCUAUUGCUCUCAACUUCCUGGUCAGGUUUUAUAUCGAGACCAUAACCCUACUAAAAGACAUAACAACAGUGGAAUUAUUCUACCUCAAUGCAAAAUAUGCCAUCUACAAUGGGGGCAUAGAAGUGGAGAGCGAAAAUGUCUUCAAACUAGCAGCAAAUGCUUUGCAGGAAGCAAAAGGAGACUACACAAGUGAUGAAAACACCAGAACGGACCUAAAGAAACUUCCAACUCUUCCCACCAAAGUGCUAAAGGAGCACCCUUCUCUUGCAUAUUGUGAGGACCGAGUGAUUGAGCUCUACAAACAGCUAAAAGGAGUCUCCCGAGGGCAGGCCAUACUGCAGUACCUGACUUUAGUAGAAUCUCUGCCCACAUAUGGUGUUCAUUAUUAUGAAGUCAAGGACAAGCAGGGGAUCCCUUGGUGGCUUGGAAUCAGCUACAAGGGAAUUGGCCAGUAUGAUUUACAGGACAAACUUAAACCAAGAAAGCUGUACCAGUGGAAGCAGCUGGAGAACCUGUACUUUAGGGAGAAGAAGUUUGCUGUUGAGGUUAACGACCCACACAGGAGAGCAGUAACCAAGCGCACUUUUGGCCAGACAGGCCUGGUCAUUCACACAUGGUAUGCCAGCCACUCCCUAAUCAAAACCAUCUGGGUGAUGGCUAUUAGUCAGCAUCAGUUUUACUUGGACAGAAAGCAAAGCAAAGUCAAAGUAUCAGCAGCAAGGAGCUUAGAGGAAAUUGCCAUGGAUUUAACUGACCAGCAAGGGGGGUCAAAGAUAACCAGACUGGGAGAUGCAGGGUUAAAGAACAACCUCAUCAUGGCCAGCAACGGUAGCCUUGUAUCCACAGGGUCAGCUGACUCUGAGGUAAAUGAAGAACUGAAGAGGGAGAAGAUCUCUGAGCUUAGAAAGAAGGAACAAGAGAUCCAGGAUGUCCUAACCCAGAAAACAAAAGAACUGAAGAAAAUCUGCCUGAGGGAAGCGGAGAUAACGGGCAAACUGCCAAAGGAGUAUCCACUGACUGCAGGCGAGAGACCUCCUCAAAUCAGACGACGAGUUGGCACGGCAUUCAAACUGGAUGAGCUCUUCCCCUAUAAUGAGGACCCAUACCUAAGAAACCUGGAGAGUAGGUUUGCACUACAGCGGAAGAUCGUGGAGGCUGCUAAGAAGCUAGCCAAUGAGGCAGAACUGUGUAAGACAGUGAAAAAAAAGAGGAGGAGGAACUGCCUUGAUGCCAUGCACACGCUCCAGCAGAUCGAGGAAGAGAUGAACCAGUACAGAGUAAAGGAAGGCAAGAAGCCCACUCAGAGAGCAUCUGUGAUCAUAGCAGAUGAGCUUCUUCGUUCAGAGUGUAACUCAGAGUGUAGUCUACCCCUAGAUGACGAUGACUCAGACAGUGUUCAGAGGCCACGGUCACGCUCUGUCCAGUGCUCCCCACAGCUGAGCCCUCCUCACUCCCUCAGGCCAGAGUAUGAUCUGGAGAGACACUGCUCCCCCAGGAACCACCAGCACAAGAACCACAGCAGGCUAGCAUUUGUUGGCCAGGAGUCUUCACAGUACUGCCAGCCGCCCAGAGAGGUCUCCUCAGCACACAGUAGUCCCUCUAAGACCUUACCAAGACCCCCCCGAGACCCCCGCAGCAUGCCCCCCAGCCCCGCCAUGACCCGCAACGCCUAUAGCAGCAGCCAGCUCAGAUUGGAAGGGAGCUCUCAGUGCUUCAGACAUCGAAGUGGCAGUCUGGAGUCUCAGUCCCGGCUGCUGAAGGAGUCAGACCCAGAGAAGCCCAUCUUCACCCUGUCACCAGCCCGCAGAAGCAACAGCAGUGAGGCUCUGGAGGACUGCUCCUCCUACACCAGCCAGUCCAGCCUGGAUUACUUUGGAGCAGGCAACCCCCAUUAUUGCACCUUAGACUCCCGCAGCCGCAACCACCACCACCUACACAGGAAGGUGGAAGUGUAUGGAAACACAGGCAGCAUGCCUAAUCUGGUCCCAAGCCAUGGCGGGUGUAGCUACACAUAUGAGCCCCCAGCACACUAUGCCCCCACAGCCUACUACGUGGCAGGCUAUCCUUGCCCUGAUCUGGAGCCUUAUUCCAACGGUGCCUACGUCUAUGAAAAUGAGGUGGAGGGACACUACAAUGUCAACCCCUCAUACCAGGUGCACGGUUACCAUGGGCACGAAAGAUACAGGCACUACAGCAGCGAGCGAACGGACAGUCUGUCUCAGAACCCCUAUGCCACCAUGAGGCACCCCCGCAGCAAGCAGGGGCCCAGGAACGAGCUGCUAGCCAAGAACAUGCAGAAGGCCAUGGUGGCUGAGCACCUGAGGGGCUGGUACCACCGCACCGGAGGUCCCAGGGAAGCAGGCCGGGGCCUGAUGUAUGACUGUGACAGUGGCUCGCAACUCAGCCUGGGCUACCAGACGAUGCCGGCUCCAUUCAGUCACUCCAGCAGGGCCACCUCCUUUUCCUCAGUCUCCUCAGCAGCCAGCACAGGGAACUGGCGCAGCCAGCUGGCUGUAGGUCUGACAGAGUUUGACAUGGCAGACACACCUACUCACCCAGGAGCCCCUGGCGCUCACUACAGUCGCAGUCCGACACACAGCAGAUUUUCUCCAGAAUGCAAAGUGUUGCGGUCUGACACAAUGCCAAACAAAUCUGAUUCAGUAGAGAUGGUUGGUGCUGAGGCCAGUUGUACUGAGGAAGACCAUUAGACUUCUAUUCAAACACACAAGGAUUCUUCCUGGAUGGAAGCCACAUGGGCUUCCACUGAAGAUGACCAAACUCAGCUCUGGAACACUUACCCAACUGGAAGGACAUGUAACGGUUAAGUUAGUACUGAGUGCAACACAGUUCUUAAGGCCAAUAACAUGAAACUCAUGAAUGACUUUCCCUCGUGCCUUGGAUUGGAUGGAGAUUUAUCCAGGAAGACAAGGAUGUGACAAAGUUAUAAAACACAGGAUAUUGCUGAUUGGGGAAAUGGUUCCGUAUAAUUGUGAAUAUUGUGGAUGAUAUUAAAAUGGAAUGAAAAAAGUGGUAUCCCUGGAACCUUUAAGCUUUCAACUUAGUGUACUUUUACAAGCAGUACGUGUAUUUCAUGCCCUCAUUGUCUUAAAAAUAAAUAUUAGAGAUUUAAACUAAGGACUCACUACAUCUCCAUGUUAAAUGUAGUUAUCUGCAGGAUAUUUCUUUAAAACAUUAGGAAUCCAUUUUGAGUAAUGAUUAUAAUAUUCAAAAAUGUGACAUCCUUUAAAACAGCAUCCUGUGGACUUAAAACUCCAUCUUCACUCAGUUAUCUGAAUGUAUGUCAAUAUUGAGUAUUUUUUGUUGUUAGUGUUUUAUGGUGUUGUAAAUUGCAUGUUGAGAAGCUCAACUUUUGAUAAUCAGGAUUACAUUUUUUGUAUAAACGUAGGCAUAUGACUUUUAACAAGGAUGAUCCUUCAGUGUUCUUUUACAUGUUUCUCUACAUUUGUACAGUGUCUGUGUAUUGUUACAGUAUACUUUGUCAUUUCUAAUGUGAUAGUAAAACCCAUUUCUCAUUUGAAACAGGAAAACAAAUAAAAACCUUGUC